Messenger RNA from Tachysurus vachellii, 1147 nucleotides. RefSeq lists its product as uncharacterized. The coding region runs from base 82 to 924 and encodes 280 amino acids. The transcript is spliced from 8 exons. Gene Ontology annotation, molecular function: oxidoreductase activity. The record is from RefSeq and is a predicted model, not a curated record. Lineage: Eukaryota; Metazoa; Chordata; Actinopteri; Siluriformes; Bagridae.
UAAACCGCUUUACGACACCGUUUGUUUUUUUUGUUUUUUUGCUAGUAUUUUGGAAGUCGCUUGUUGUUGUUUUUUUUCCCAAUGCAGCAGUUUCCAGAUUUUGAGCUUUCCAACAAACUGAAAAUCCCAAUCCUAGGUUUAGGAACAUCACACAAUGGUGGCUACUCUCAUGAUGCCGUCAUCUACGCUCUCCGACAGUGCGGCGUCAGGCACAUAGACACGGCAAAAAGAUACGGCUGUGAAGAAGCCUUGUCCAAGUCCAUCACGGAGAGCCGAGUCCCACGUGACGAGCUGUGGAUCACAACCAAGCUGUGGCCACGGGAUUAUGGGUAUCAGAGUGCAAAGGAAGCCUGUCGGGCCUCGUGUGCUAGACUCGGGGUCGAGUAUUUAGAUCUUUAUCUGAUGCACUGGCCUGACUGCGGAGUCCCGGGCCGCUCCAACAGGGACGUCCGUGCCGAGACGUGGAGAGCUCUGGAGGAAAUGUACGACGAAGGAUUGUGCCGUUCCAUCGGCGUGAGCAACUUCCUAAUCAGACAUCUGGAGGAAAUGAAAGAGGAUGCCGGCGUGAUACCUCACGUCAACCAGGUGGAGUUCCAUCCGUUUCAGCAGCCGUGGCAGCUGGUGGAGUUUUGCCGCAGCGAAGGCGUAGCGUUCGGCGGAUACUGUCCUCUAGCUAAGGGACAAGCGCUCGAUCAUCCAGUCAUCGUGGAACUGGCGCAGAAGUACGGACGCAGCGCUUCACAGAUCUGCAUCCGCUGGAGCAUUCAGAAUCAGAUCAUUACCAUCCCAAAGUCCACCAAACCCGACCGGAUUCUUGAAAACUGCCAGGUGUUUGGGUUCCAGCUAGAAGACACCGACAUGGCUGCCAUGCACGCGUUGCAUGAUGGGAGACACAUGAGCUGGGACCCAACCCACGUGGAGUGAGCACACGCUGGUCUUCGAUUUCACUCUUUCCGAAGAGGACAUGCAGAGCGUCGGUCGAUUACACGCCGACAAAAAGCUCGUUCAACUCAGCUACCCGCUAUGGAACGGAUGACGGAUUGUAUUAUAUUUAGAACAUCUCUAGUUCAUUUUUGUUAGAGAAAAAAAAAAAGCCAUCAGCAACACUGAGCAAAGCAGAUAACCGAAUAAACACAGAAAAAAAUCC